This is a messenger RNA of Varanus komodoensis (Komodo dragon), 6356 nucleotides long. It is a transcript of the gene COL15A1, whose product is annotated as collagen type XV alpha 1 chain. Lineage: Eukaryota; Metazoa; Chordata; Lepidosauria; Squamata; Varanidae. The record is from RefSeq and is a predicted model, not a curated record. The transcript has 41 exons. Bases 111 to 4043 code for a protein of 1310 amino acids.
UUCCACUUGGGCUGAACGCUGGUAGGGAAGAAAGCCGCUGCAGCCUCUGCCCGGGUGUCCCUCCAUGCAAGCAGCUGCAGCAGUCUCCCCCUGCGACCUGCUUUUCCAAAAUGCCCCCGAGCCAUUCCCUGUGCUGGCCCUGGAAUUUGCUCCUGCUGCUUUUAGGGUCAUCGCUCCCUGCUGUCCUACCGGCUCAGGUCAUAGAAGAAAGAGGAUCAAAGGGGCAUCAUGAUCUCACGGAACUAAUAGGGGUCCCACUUCCACCUUCUGUCUCUUUUAUCACUGGCUAUGGAGGAUUUCCAGCAUAUAGCUUUGGACCAGAUGCUAACAUCGGCCGUCUUACAAGGACUCUGAUCCCUCAGCCAUUCUACAGAGAUUUUGCCAUCACUGUUACUGUCAAGCCAAACAGUGACCAUGGAGGUGUAUUGUUUGCCAUAACUGAUAGCUUUCAGAAGACAAUUUACUUGGGACUCAGGCUAUCACCUGUAGAUGAUAACACUCAGAGAAUAAUCAUGUACUACACUGAGCCACGUUCUCAUAUAUCCCGAGAGGCUGCUUCUUUUAAAGUCCCGGUGAUGACGAACAAAUGGAAUCAUUUUACGAUUGCCAUAGAUGGCAACGACAUUGUAUUGUUCAUGGACUGUGAGGAGUAUCACCGAGUACAAUUUCAGCGAUCAGCUCAGGCAUUGUCUUUUGAAUAUGGGUCAGGCAUAUUUAUUGGGAAUGCUGGAGCUACUGGAUUGGAACGAUUCACUGGCUCCAUCCAGCAACUAACAAUCAAACCUGACCCAAGAGCUGUCGAGGACCAAUGUGAGGAUGAUGACCCAUAUACAUCAGGAGAGAGCAGUGGUCAUGAGAGCAUUCAGGAACAGGAAGGUAUCCCAGAAACACAGGAAGUCAUUCGGCCCACACGAACUCCACAAUUACCUGGGAAUGUAUCUGAAGAAGCAACAGCUGGACCAGUAGGAGCACCACCAACCAUGUCUCCCCAUUCUGAAGAAAUGGAUUUCUCAGGACACCAUCUCUUGGAAGAAACAGUGGGCCCAACAAAACCUGAAGCAAAAGGUGCAACCACCACAGAAAUCAGUCAACAGGAAAGUGAAUCUACCACUGUAUCUCAAGGAAUAUUAAAAACAGAACCUGAGCCUUAUGAUGGUAUUCUGGAAGGUCCAAGCAGAGAAAAAGACCGAAAGGGUGAAAAGGGUCAAAAGGGAGAGGAAGGACCACCAGGGCCACCACAAAAAACUAGGAUGGAAGAAGCACAACCUGGAACUAUAGGGCCACCUGGACUUCCUGGGAAGGCUGGACUGGAUGGAAAACCUGGCACUCCUGGCAAAGAUGGGUCACCAGGUAAACCAGGAACUUCAGGCUUACCAGGAGAACCCGGAUUAAAAGGAGAACCUGGUCCUAAAGGAGAAAAGGGAGAUACUGGUGUUGGAUUGCCUGGCCCUCCUGGACUUCCAGGGCCUCCUGGACCACCUGCUUCAUCAAGAGGAUUUAGAAGAGUAGAAAUAGAAGGCUCUGGAUCUGGUGACUUUGGCAGAGAUAUAGAACUUCCCAGGGGUGCACCUGGCCCACCAGGCCCUCCUGGUUCACCUGGACCUCCAGGAAUGCCAGCACCAGAUUCAAAUGCAGGAGUCCCUGGGUUGCCGGGAUCAAAUGGGAAAGAUGGAGCAUCUGGGAAUCCAGGCCCUCGUGGCCCCCCUGGUCAUCCUGGACAAAAUGGGUCAAUUGGUGUUGCUGGAGCCAAGGGUGAAAAAGGUGACCAAGGUAUUCAGGGGUCAGUUGGACCAAAGGGAGACCCUGGGGAUAUUGGAUUGCCAGGCCCAAAAGGGCAAGCAGGAGCUGAUGGGGCAACUGGGAAACCUGGGCCCCCAGGGCCACCUGGGCCAGGCUAUGGCUAUGGAUUUGAGGAUAUGGAAGGCUCUGGGAUCGUUAGUCUGUCAAGAGAACCUGGAAGAGGAUCUAGGGGGCCAAGUGGAGAAAAGGGUGACACUGGAGCACCGGGUAUACCUGGCGUAAAGGGAGAACGAGGUCCUGAAGGCAGGCCAGGAUUCCCUGGUGUUGCUGGGCGCCCUGGAGAUGCAGGGUUAAAAGGAGAUAAAGGUGAUCUAGGUCGCAAGGGUGAACCAGGACAAGAUGGUGCUAGUGUUGUGGGACCACCAGGGCCACCUGGACCACCAGGUCCCUUGAUAACCAUUCCAAGGUCACUCUUCAAUACUUCAGAUGGAAAUUUUAACAUCACUGGAAUCAAAGGACCUCCAGGGCCAGAUGGUAAGCCCGGCCUGCCAGGAUUUCCUGGCCCAAGAGGACCAAAAGGAGAUAUUGGAUUACCAGGUUUGCCAGGACAGAAAGGAAAGCGGGGUGAAAAGGGUGAACCAGGAACUAUCUUGGCAUCAGCUGAUUCACUGAUGGAAUUGAUAAAGAAACCAGGAAAAAAGGGUGAACCUGGAGUAAUGGGACCACCUGGCCCAGUGGGAUUAACUGGACCCCCUGGACCUAAAGGAGAACUUGGUUUUCCUGGCCGAUCUGUAUGUACAUUUUUUUCUGUGAAGUUUUUUAAUCAUUAUUUUUAUAUAGGCAUUACUACAUUUGUUUGUCUUGUGUGUGUGUGUUUCUUCCAGGGACGCCCUGGCCUGAAUGGGCUGAAAGGCAUAAAAGGUGAACGGGGUAUAACAUUAUAUGGUCUCCCUGGUUUGCGUGGACCACCUGGGCCUCCAGGGCCUCCAGGCCGUGUGGUAUACGGUAGAGAAACAGUUUUCCCCAUUUCUCCCCGGCCUCAGUGCAAAACCACAGCUGGCACCAAUCAUGCUGGCAACCAAGAAGCUAUAGGUGGUUCUUGGGGUGAACGUGGUCCACUGGUCAUCAAAGGUGAAAAAGGAGACAUAGGCCCACCAGGGCCACCAGGUCCUUCUCUGCCAUCAACAUAUUUGGGCCACUUAGACAUAUUUAAGGGAGAGAAAGGAGAUAAUGGAGAAACUGGCCUUAAAGGAGAAAAGGGAGAGCCAAGUGGAGGGUUUUUAAUGUCUGGACCACCAGGGCUUCCGGGAAGACCAGGACCAGUGGGGCCAAAAGGAGAUACAGUUGUUGGGCCUAGGGGCCCUCCAGGGGUACCUGGCCUCCCUGGACCACCAGGAUUUGGACCACCUGGGCCUCCUGGGCCCCCAGGGCCUCCUGGGCCCCCAGGGCCUCCAGGGUCUACUGCCAUCUAUGGCUCAGCAGCACCUAUGCCAGGGCCACCAGGACCUCCCGGAGAACCUGGAUUGCCAGCAUCUAGGAACUUGGUUACAACACUUAGAAAUGUUAACACUAUGCUACAAAUGGUUCAUUUAGUGUCAGAAGGCACACUGAUCUAUCUUAGUGAAACCAGUGAUGUUUUUAUCCGUGUUCAAAAUGGAUGGAAAAAAGUACAGCUUGGAGAACUGAUUCCCAUCCCUGAACACAGUCUCCCACCUCCAGCCAUUUCGAGCCCAGGAUUUCAACCCCUUCCAGCACCAAUUCCAGCUGACAGCACAAGGCCAAGUCUUCAUCUGGUGGCUUUGAAUGCUCCAUUUUCUGGUGAUAUGAGAGCAGACUAUGAAUGCUUUCAACAAGCUCGGGCUGCUGGUUUAGUCUCCACAUACAGAGCAUUUUUGUCUUCACAUCUUCAAGAUCUCCUGACAGUUGUCAGGAAAGCAGAUAGAUAUCUUCUGCCUAUAGUUAAUCUUAAGGGAGAAAUACUGUUCAAUAACUGGGAGUCAAUAUUUUCAGGCAAUGGAGGACAGUUUGAUCUACAGAUUCCAAUAUAUUCCUUUGAUGGAAGGAAUGUCAUGACUGAUCCAGCUUGGGCUCAGAAAAUCAUCUGGCAUGGUUCAAGCCUAAAUGGAAUACGACAAAUUAGCAACUACUGUGAAGCAUGGAGGACAUCAGAUCUGGCAGUCAUGGGACAAGCCUCUCUUCUAAAAUCUGGAAAGCUCUUGGAUCAAAAGUCAUAUAGCUGUAGCAAUAGUUUUAUUGUUCUUUGUAUUGAAAACAGUUAUAUCUCAGAUAUUGGAAGGAAAUAAAUGUUCUUUAUCCCCCAUACUGUGUAAAUUUUAAAGUUUAUUACAAAAAUGUUGACACUGAAAUAAAAAUUUUAAAUGAUGUAAAUAUUGUAUCGUAAUUGCAUACUUUUAAAAAAGUUAAUAACCAAAGAAGGCAUACCUUAGAGAGGAAUCUUCUUCCAGCAUGGGUGAAAUUCAUUUUUCUGAAGCAUGGCAGCCCACUUAGAAAUUGGACAGGAAAUGAGCCAGUCUGAGCAGCCAUGUCAAAGUACCUACACAAAAGGAGACUGGUCACCACUAUAAGCUUGCUUGGGAUCAUUACUAAAAGUGAUGUAGGGAUAUCUAGAUGGCGCAUGAGCAAAGGAAUACCCCCAAAUGGUAGACAGCUUCAGUGGGUCUAGAACAGUUGUGUAUACUGAAGAAGGGCUGUAAUUGCUACUGCAGGUUCCCUACACUUUGCUGCUAGGUAGGCUUCAAUAGGCUUUUCUGUUAGGUAGGGGCAAUUGAACUUAAGCAGUCCAUUUCUCACACAUUCCACCAGCAUACAUACCUUAGACCAGGGUGUGAAAGAUAUUUCAACUACACCCAGUGAGAGUUUUGUCUCCCCACCUCCCCCCACCCCACCUUUUAACUGCAUACUGUCAUACCACAUUACAAACUAAUUUUGAAAUACCCCUUCAGUUUCAAAAGCAUCUGGCUCUAUAUCAUGGCAAAUGAAAAAGGGCAAGGUCCAGAACCCUCUUGGGCAUAAGAAACUAGCUGCAUAGUUGUUUUUUAUUUUGGACCAUAUCAGCAGGCCAUGAUUUGGAAACCCUACCAUGCCGUUUUCCUAAAUCCGUAAAUGACCUAAGUUGAAACCAUUUAUCUUUGCAUGGGGGUAGUGCAUGGAAGAUGAAUUUCACCCCUAUGGAAACAGAAUCUGACACAUAUUUUGGUGCUACUGUGGUCUUAAAACCUUCAAACAGUGUUGAGAGGAAAUUCUAAAGGUGUAAAUGAUAAAUAUCCAAAGGGCACAUAAAGAGUUUCCAAUGCACACCAGGGCUUCUGGGGACCCCAAUCUCACACUAGGACCCUCCUCUGCAUCUCCUGAGCAGCCUCUUGCAAAUCCAGGAGGCACUUCAGGAUUGGCAUUUGAUGUAAUAUGACAAAAAACAGUUUGGAAAGAGAAAACGGGAAAGCCUUGAUGUUCAUGUGCAGUUGCUUUGGAUCCCAGCCAAUUUCUUGUACUUGCAAACUGUCCUCAGCUAAUUUACUGACAAGCUGGGUGUCAUGUGCUUAUGUAGCUCAUGGAAGCUUCAAACAAGCCAUUUAUAUUGCAAGGAAAAUUGUAGAAAGAUAGAUGUUAUGUUUCUUUUCAGAGUGCUACUGGAUCAUUUCCCUGUAGAAAUGAAAUGCAGACUGACUGUUUUUCUUCUCCCGAACCCUUCCCUGUUGCAUGAAAUGCUAAUUUCUUCAGACCUGUUGUUCCCAGUUGUUGUCAGAACUAAAAGCCUUUGCCAGCUUGACUACUUCUAUAUGUGUUGAACUGUAACUCCCAUAAUUCCUGGCCAGCAUGGCCAUUGGAGGAAUCCAAGUUGGGGAAGGCUGAAUUAAUAGUUCAUAGGACCAGGGCAGGCUAACUGCUGCUGCCCUCCAGUGUGCUGGGAUAAAACUCUCAUAAGUCCCAGCCAGUAUGGCCAAUGGUCAAAAGGUAUGAGAAUGGUAAUCCAAAACAUUUGGAGGGCACUAGAUUUCCUAGCCUUGUCAUAGGAAUUGUUGACAAGCUGCAUGAUGUGCUUUACAAAAUAUUAUUACCAGAGCAUGUGCAUGUUUGCUUCCCCUUGCUAGCCUCAGGGGGCUUCUCUACAUGAGGCAGUUACUGUGUGCUUAGGAUCCAUUUCCCACAGAAGUGUGUGGGACCUUUUUGGGAUGUCAUUGUCCAGCAGGCCCUCUUCCAUGUUUUCCAGCCAUUUUAGCAGCUUGUUUGUAAAGUGAGAAAAGUCUGGUAUCAAAUUUUAAACCAGAACAUAAGUCUUGUGUGGAGUUGCAAAUCUACUAUAGUGCAGCACUACCAUGUGAUUAAUAACCCAGCACAAAUGACAUGUUUUUCAGUAAUAAAAACAGAGGAAGAGGUCUUACUAAAGCAGCGGGUUGAACUUCUCAUGUAGAGAAGCCCAUGGUGUAUUUUAACAAGCUAAAUGUGUAGAAUGUUCAUGAUACAGCACUAUAAACAAUAAUCACUGUUUGAAAAUAUAAGCUAUUAGCUCUACUCUAAAAUGAUCUAAAUGAUUUUUCUGUCAUCAAAGCUGUAAUUUAAUAGCUAUUUGUAAAUCAUAAUACAGUGGUACCGCGGCU